This is a messenger RNA of Diorhabda sublineata, 681 nucleotides long. RefSeq lists its product as uncharacterized. The record is from RefSeq and is a predicted model, not a curated record. The transcript has a single exon. Lineage: Eukaryota; Metazoa; Arthropoda; Insecta; Coleoptera; Chrysomelidae. The coding region runs from base 1 to 681 and encodes 226 amino acids.
AUGCCUGAGAUGAACUGGGAUCUUUUAAAGUCUAGAAUUGAUAAUAUUAAACCGUAUGACGGUAACAGUAACACGUUAAAUAAAUUUCUAAUUAGGUGUGAAGACCUUAUUAAUGAUUAUCGGCAAUUUAAUGAUGCACAAUUAUCUAAACACAUAUUCCAAUCAGUUCAAGAAAAACUUAUAGAUAAAGCAGAAAUAUUAGUAGGUAAUCGUGCUGAGUUAACAGAUUGGCCGAGAUUGAAAGAAGCCCUGAUUCAGUGUUUCGCUGAUCGUAGAAAUAUUGACUGUUUAGUACAAGAGCUCACUAGAAUGAAACCAUUUAGGAACGAACCAUUGAUGAACUUUGGAAGUCGAAUUCAAUUAUUAAGAAGUAGUAUAGCGCAGAAAAUUAGUAAUAAUCCUAACAUAACUAACGCGGAGAAAGUGUUCCAAAUAAACCAUUAUGAUAAAACUGCACUUAGUACUUUUAUAGCAGGUUGUAGUGGUACCUUAAGAAAUAACUUGCAUCUUAAAAAUCCAGCCUCACUGGAAGAUGCAAUGGCCUAUCUGAACGAAUUUGAAAACUUUGAAAAAUUAUAUGGCAAUCUAAAUGACAAUAACCGAGCAACGACGUCCAGAUUUAAUAGUAAUUAUCGACAACCUUAUUCACAACCAAGAUACUAUCCUGAAAACCUAACAUAA